AUGACGCUAGGAUACACCGCGCCGGCGAGAGGCAUCCAGGCCCCAGACGUUAUUCUACCGUUCUAUUCGCCUAGCGAUCUGGAGGCAGAAUUCUGGGAUCAGCCCAUCUAUCCUGCUGCGGCAGAGGAAGAACCUACUGAGAUUUGGGGAGAGCUCGAUUGCGUGCUCCCUUCACCUAUCCUUGAAUACACACCCAUGAGCAACAAGCGGGCCACUGCUCUAUCGCUGACUCUCAACGAUGACCGCGCAAGGCUCAUACUGCACAUGAACUGGAAGGCCCAAUCCGUACCUGUGCUUGUCAGCGGCCUGCCGCACAAGUCUCGCAUCGCACCCAACGACAAGACGGACUGGAAGAGCCUGCCGAAGCCGCCAGUAGAAAAGAUUCGCCAGUGCAGCCCCUACUGGCACAUUACGCAAGGAAAGUACCAAACGCCGACCUUUAUGGUCCACGGUAAUGCGGACGAUUGGAUUCCAUACCAGAUGACAGAGCGAACGAUUGAGGCUCUGCGCCGGCGUGGUGUUGCAGCGGAUAUUCGCAUCCCCGACCAGUGCGGCCAUGCCUUUGACUUAUUUCCCAAGGAAGAUAAAUUGGGUGUUGGUUGGGCUGCUAUCGAGGAGGCAUAUGACUUUGCAGACGCCGAGAUUGCCAAGUAG
This is a messenger RNA of Akanthomyces muscarius, 654 nucleotides long. RefSeq lists its product as uncharacterized. The record is from RefSeq and is a predicted model, not a curated record. Bases 1 to 654 code for a protein of 217 amino acids. Gene Ontology annotation, biological process: proteolysis. Gene Ontology annotation, molecular function: serine-type peptidase activity. NCBI's taxonomy places the organism in Eukaryota, Fungi, Ascomycota, Sordariomycetes, Hypocreales, Cordycipitaceae. The transcript is spliced from 3 exons.